Molecule: messenger RNA, 2944 nt
Organism: Lipotes vexillifer (Yangtze River dolphin)
Lineage: Eukaryota; Metazoa; Chordata; Mammalia; Artiodactyla; Lipotidae
Gene: TUBGCP3
Product: tubulin gamma complex component 3
Exons: 22
Coding region: 221-2944 (907 amino acids)
Biological process (GO): cytoplasmic microtubule organization; mitotic cell cycle; meiotic cell cycle
Cellular component (GO): gamma-tubulin complex; spindle pole; microtubule organizing center
Molecular function (GO): gamma-tubulin binding; microtubule minus-end binding
Source: RefSeq, a predicted model, not a curated record
AGCGGGGCAUUGUGGGAGGGGCCCGCGUUUCGGCGGGUUCCGUCAAAAUGGCGCCCUUCUCGCCGGCGCUGCCCGCGAGCCCUUAGCCUGUGGGGGACCCGGGAGCCCGCGGGACGCGGGGCGGACGCGGGCGGCCGGGCCUCCGGAGCACGCCAGGCUCGGGGCGGAGCGGGCGAGCGCCGGGGCUUCGCGGGGCUCCCGCGGGCAGCCCCGGACUAGGAUGGCGACUCCGGACCAGAAGUCGCCGAACGUCCUGCUGCAGAACCUGUGCUGCCGGAUCCUGGGCAAGAGUGAAGCCGAUGUGGCCCAGCAGUUCCAGUAUGCUGUGCGAGUUAUUGGCAGCAACUUUGCCCCAACUGUUGAAAGAGAUGAAUUUCUAGUAGCUGAAAAAAUCAAGAAAGAACUUACCCGACAGAGAAGAGAAGCAGAUGCUGCAUUAUUUUCAGAACUCCACAGGAAACUUCACUCACAGGGAGUUUUGAAAAAUAAAUGGUCAGUUCUCUACCUCUUGCUAAGCCUUAGUGAAGAUCCACGCAAGCAGCCUAACAAGGUUUCUAGCUAUGCCACGUUGUUUGCUCAAGCGCUACCCCGAGAUGCUCACUCCACGCCCUACUACUAUGCCAGGCCUCAGACCCUGCCCCUGAACUACCAGGACCGCAGCGUGCAGCCGGCCCAGAGCUCUGGCAGCCUGGGCAGCAGUGGCGUCAGCAGCAUCGGCGUGUGUGCCCUCAGCGGCCCGACCCCGACGCCUCAGCCUCUCCUUCCGGGACAGUCUCACCCAGCUCCGGGCGUGGGAGAUUGUCUUCGACAGCAGCUGGGCUCACGUCUUGCGUGGACUUUAACUGCAAACCAGCCUUCUUUACAAACCACUACCUCGAAAGGUGUCCCCAGUGCUGUUUCUCGCAACGUGACGAGGCCACGGAGAGAAGGGGAUGCAGGUGGUGCCGUGGAAGUUGCCGAGGCAGCCCUAGUCAGAGAUAUUCUGUACGUCUUCCAGGGCAUAGAUGGCAGAAAUGUCAAGCUGAGCAACGCUGACAACUGUUACAAAGUGGAGGGAAAGGCAAACCUAAAUAAAUCUUUGAGGGAUACGACAGUCAGACUUGCUGAGUUGGGAUGGUUACAUAAUAAAAUCAGAAAAUACACUGACCAGAGGAGCUUAGACCGUUCAUUUGGACUUGUAGGCCAGAGCUUUUGUGCUGCAUUGCACCAGGAACUCAAAGAAUACUACCGAUUACUCUCUGUUUUACAUUCCCAGCUACAGUUAGAAGAUGAUCAGGGUGUGAAUUUGGGCCUUGAGAGUAGCUUAACGCUCCGGCGUCUCCUGGUUUGGACGUACGACCCCAAGAUAAGACUGAAGACCCUGGCGGCCCUGGUGGACCACUGCCAAGGAAGGAAGGGAGGUGAGCUGGCUUCAGCCGUCCACGCCUACACCAAGACGGGGGACCCCUCCAUGAGGUCCCUGGUGCAGCACAUCCUCAGCCUGGUGUCGCACCCCGUCCUGAGCUUCCUUUACCGGUGGAUCUACGAUGGGGAGCUUGAGGACACGUACCACGAAUUUUUCGUAGCAUCAGAUCCAACAGUGAAGACAGACCGGCUGUGGCACGACAAGUACACCCUGAGGAAAUCGAUGAUCCCAUCCUUCAUGACGAUGGACCAGUCCAGGAAGGUCCUUUUGAUAGGAAAAUCAAUAAAUUUCCUGCACCAGGUUUGUCAUGACCAGACGCCCACUACAAAGAUGAUAGCUGUGACCAAGCCUGCAGAAUCACCCCAGGACGCUGCAGAUUUUUUCACAGAUUUGGAAAAUGCGUUUCAGGGGAAAAUUGACACGGCUUAUUUUGAGACCAGCAAGUACCUACUGGAUGUUCUGAAUAAGAAGUACAGCCUGCUGGACCACAUGCAGGCCAUGCGCCGGUACUUGCUGCUCGGUCAGGGAGACUUCAUCAGGCACUUAAUGGAUUUGCUCAAACCAGAACUUGUCCGUCCGGCUACGACUUUGUACCAACACAACUUGACUGGAAUUCUUGAAACAGCUGUCAGAGCCACCAACGCCCAGUUUGACAGCCCUGAGGCCCUCAGAAGACUGGAUGUGAGGCUGCUGGAGGUCUCUCCAGGUGACACCGGCUGGGACGUUUUCAGCCUGGAUUACCACGUCGAUGGGCCCAUUGCAACCGUGUUCACCCGAGAGUGUAUGAGCCACUACCUGAGAGUGUUUAACUUCCUUUGGAGGGCCAAGCGGAUGGAGUACAUCCUCACUGACAUCCGGAAGGGGCACAUGUGCAACGCCAAGCUCCUGAGAAAUAUGCCAGAAUUCUCUGGGGUGCUGCACCACUGUCACAUUCUGGCUUCCGAGAUGGUCCAUUUCAUCCAUCAGAUGCAGUAUUACAUUACAUUUGAGGUGCUUGAGUGCUCCUGGGAUGAACUUUGGAACAAAGUGCAGCAGGCCCAGGACCUGGACCACAUCAUCGCCGCGCACGAGGCCUUCCUGGACACCGUCAUCUCCCGCUGUCUGCUGGACGCCGACUCCAGGGCACUUUUAAACCAGCUGAGGGCCGUGUUUGAUCAAAUCAUCGAGCUCCAGAACACUCAGGACGCCAUCUACAGGGCCGCCCUGGAGGAGCAGCAGAGGCGCCUGCAGUUCGAGGAGAAGAGGCAGCAGCGUGGGGCCGAGGGCCAGUGGGGGGUGACGGCCGCAGAAGAAGAGCAGGAGAGCCAGAGGGUCCGGGCGUUCCAGGAGUCGAUACCAAGGCUGUGCUCGCAGCUGCGCAUACUGACGCACUUCUACCAGGGCAUCGUGCAGCAGUUCCUGGUGUUGCUGACGACCAGCCCCGAUGAGAGCCUGCGCUUCCUGAGCUUCAGGCUGGAUUUCAACGAGCAUUACCGCGCCCGGGAGCCGCGGCUCCGCGUGUCCCUUGGCGCCAGGGGCCGGCGCAGCUCCCACACGUGA